GACUUUCUCUGUGACGCAUGCGCAGUUAGACACAAACGUGACAACAAGCUAUAAGGUGCCAGCCUUUCAUGUUAUGGGAACAGUGCUGGCAUUUCAAUUCCUAGGAUAACCUGGAAUCCAAUGCACAAAACCAAACACUUCUCUGGUAUUAUAUCUCGACAAUAAUCAUCUGUCUGCCUUGUCACUAUGCCGGUAAGUAGCCACGCCUGUUUGCUUUUUUACUAUGUUUCCUAAAGGGUUCCUCCCUUCCUCCGACCUCACUGAUGUGAUGCUAAUCGGUUAGCAUCGUUAGCUGAACAUUUACCGUUUGUGUGGUACAAGGCACGCUUCAAAACGUGUUUUCAAGUAACCCAGAAAUCCACUAAUUAUUUGGUGGUGAAAAUGUGCCGCUUUGAGCGGAGAUAACAUCCAAAUAGUUGCUGUUCGUCAACUGUGCUAAUUAAUUAGCAUACGUUAUCGCUAAUGGGGAAAAAACGUUUGCUUGCCUAGCAACCCGAGGCAGAGCAGAUAAUGUACUGGUACAUCCUGUGAGAUCAGACCGAGUCAUUAACGAGCGAACACUGACUGUUUACUAUUGUUUCAUCAACCACAUUGAAAGUAUUCACCGCGUUGCUGUCAAUUCGACAACAAUGGUUAACCAUACAUGAUCGUGUUACUUUCUUUCAGAGCAAUAAGCUUGAAAAACCUGACAAGCAGGAGGUCAAUGAUAACGUUAAGGUGGUGGUGAGAUGUCGGCCCCUGAACCAGAAAGAGAAGAUGAUGGGCAACAAACAGGCCGUGAUUGUGGACGAGAUCCGUGGAACCAUCACAGUAAACAAACUGGAGACUCCCCAGGAGCCUCCCAAGACCUUCACAUUUGACACCGUGUUUGGACCAGACAGCAAACAGCUGGAUGUCUACAACCUCACAGCCCGCCCCAUCGUUGACUCUGUAUUAGAAGGAUAUAAUGGUACAUUUAUUGGGACAUAAUCCACUACUUUUAUCAAGUACAGCUGCAGUAAAAACGUGCAUCAUUGAUGUAGUGACUGCAUCAUCUCUAUCAGUAUUUCAUACAGAUAAUCAAACAUGCACAACCCUAUCUGGUCUUUGAACCUGUUAAUGUAAUUUUGAAUCAAUAAUAAGUCCUGUUUUCCUUUUUAUUUUAUUCUAGCUUUCGUAGUUGGUGAGUUUAUUCUCUGCUGUCUAUUUCAGGGACUAUCUUUGCAUAUGGGCAAACUGGCACAGGGAAAACCUUCACCAUGGAGGGAAUGAGGGCAGUGCCAGAACUGAGAGGAAUCAUCCCAAACUCCUUUGCUCAUAUUUUUGGUCACAUUGCCAAAGCAGAGGGUGACACAAGGUAAGAAAAGUGAUAUGGAGGAAUGAGAAAUUUAUCAGAUAACUGUCUUGAGUUUGUACUAAAUCUUUAGGUUCAUCCAAACAGAAGAAGUCGUACUUAGUUAAAGAAAUAAAUUCUUAAUCACCCUGCAAGCAAGAACAUCAAGUCCACAAUGGGAACUGUGAUAGUCAUACUAUGAGAUUAAACAAAAAUAAUAAUAAUACAUAUUUGACACACCUUUAUUCACCUUUUGCUAAGGAGAUAAUGCUAAUGCAUUUUAAGAGAACACAAAAAACUCAGAAUUUAAAGGAAAAAUAGUUCUGUAUGAAAUAAAUAAGAUGGCUCAACCCUUUUUAGAGACCACUAAAUCCUUAUAAAAAUACAGAUUAUUUAGAUUAGGAUGCUUUUUUUUAAGUUAACUUUUUAUUUGCAGAACAUGUAGCAUGAGGUAGCAUUUGGACGCACUCUUUGUAGAGCACACAUGUAUGAGUGAUUUUUAGUUUUAUAUCAAAGUAUUUGUCUGACUUUGAAUAUAUGUUUAACUCCGACAGGUUUUUGGUUCGUGUUUCAUACCUGGAGAUUUACAAUGAGGAGGUCAGGGACCUGUUAGGAAAGGAUCAGAUGCAGAGGCUGGAGGUAAAGAAUAUUUAAGUUUACCAUUAAGAUAUUUAUAUCAAUGACAAAACCUGUCAUACAAUACUUGAGAGUAAAUAUUUUAGCCAAGGAUGUCUUCAAGAUGAUAAGGUUUCACUUUUUUAUCACAGGUGAAAGAAAGGCCAGAUGUUGGAGUAUAUAUCAAAGACCUAUCUGGUUAUGUUGUGAACAACCCUGAUGACAUGGACCGGAUAAUGACACUUGGGCACAAGAAUCGUGAGUAAAUCUAUCAACAGCAGUAAAAAGGAAGAUGACACCCUCAAAACUAAUCCUUGACCUUUGAUUUUCAGCGAUAUAUGUGAUUAGACUAUGUCAGUCAAUCAGUCUUAGCAGAGGCUUUUGACCAAAGUGAUUUACAUUUGAGAAGUACAACACGAGCAAAGAACGAAACAGCAUGAUAAAGUAAGAAAAAAAAACGCUAUAAGUGCAGCUAAGCAUAGGGCUCUCAUGCAAUGUAAGAUAAGAUAAAGACUGAGUCCCAUCUAUGUAAAAAGACCCACACUUGUUCUCUCUUAAAUUACCAUAAGUGAGAUACUUUGCUGCAUUCAGCAUGUUACAGUAUCAAGAAAAGACUUCUGAAAGACCUCAAAAAAAGAGAGUUGAUAGAGACAAACAACAAAAAUAAAAAGCAGAAGAACAACAGUCCAUACAGGAAAGUGUCCAAAAGAGCAAAAAAUAACUUGACAUGUGUUCUUGGAACAGCAUGUUUGAGAUAAAGUGCUGAUUGUUUAAUUCAAGGCAGUUAAUUUCAAUAAAGCUUCAUGUCAUAUAACCACAUAUAUCUGUCAAUAAGAAGUAUCUUUAUUGCAUAUAACAGAUUUAUUUAUUUUUGUCUUGAGUUUGGUUAUGUCAGGUACUUGUCAACAAUAGAUGUGUUACCCACAGAAAAUCCAGGACAGCUCUGCCCUUUUGUUGACAAACUGUUAAGGGAACCAGAAUGAAAGCUAGCUUAUCAGUUGCUACAGACAGAGCUAGAUCUACCAGGUCAUUUUAAGAAACUCCAGCAAAAGCACUACUGUUGCUGUAAAUGCACACUCCAUUGGGAAACGUGUCCUUGCAAAGCCUACUGGACUUAACAAUAGUUGUGGAAGCAACAUGUACCUGCUCUCCAUAAUGCAGAGCACUGAAAAGCUGUUAAGGUGUGUGACUUUCAAAGACAAGGCCAGGUUUUCAAUCAAGGGGUCCAGCUGGCUUGCAUCCCAUGUGAAUAAUACACUCACCGUUGGCAAGUGUUUCAUAAUGGAUUCAUUAAACUGAUAUGCACAAAAUAUUGUCUCUGUUUAAAUGAAAAUGCAUGCAAACACCAAGCAAAAUGUAUGUUUAAGGAUAAUAAAGGUUACAAACAAAAAUAACUGAAUGUGAAAAGCAAUAGGAUCAUAAUAUUACAGAAUAAAAAAAUACUGAAGCAUAUUCUGUUCUAUAAAGCCAUUUUAGUCUGGUCAUGUGAUGUAUUUUUUGUGCCCAGGGUCUGUUGGUGCCACAAACAUGAAUGAACACAGCUCCCGUUCUCAUGCUAUCUUCACCAUCACAAUCGAGUGCAGCGAGAAAGGCGUAGAUGGGAACCAGCAUGUGCGAAUGGGAAAACUUCAUCUGGUUGAUCUGGCUGUAUGUGUCUGAGUCUAGAAAUUUUGGGCUAAAAAUAAAAUAUUUCCUGAAAAGAAGAUCAUGUCCAAAAAAAAAAUGUGGCUUAUUGCCCACAGUCUGUCAAAUCACCACUCCAUGAUCUUCCUCUCUACAGGGUUCAGAAAGACAGGGCAAGACUGGAGCCACAGGUCAGCGUUUGAAAGAGGCAACAAAGAUCAAUCUCUCUCUUUCCACGCUGGGUAACGUUAUUUCUGCCCUGGUCGAUGGCAAGAGCACACAUGUCCCCUACAGGAACUCUAAACUGACCCGUUUGCUGCAGGAUUCACUUGGUGGGAACUCCAAGACCAUGAUGGUAGAGUCAAAGUUUAGACGAGAGUUUCUUAACAAACCUUUUUUUUUAAGCGCUCUUCAUUUUAGCUAAAUUAUAGCAACAGAUUGUCAAUUUUUCCAUACUUUGUUGAUAACACACUUCUCCUUUAUAGUGUGCAAACAUUGGCCCUGCGGACUACAAUUAUGACGAGACCAUCAGUACCCUGCGUUAUGCUAAUAGGGCCAAGAACAUCAAGAACAAAGCCAGGAUCAAUGAGGAUCCUAAGGAUGCUCUAUUGCGCCAGUUUCAAAAAGAGAUUGAGGAGCUUAAGAAGAAACUGGUGGAAGGUAACAAUCCAGACAGAUAAAAAAAAUUAUUAUAACCAGACUGUAAUUUAUUGUUACAAGACUAGCUCCACUAUUUCUGAAAUAACUCCUGUGGUUUUAGGUGAAGAGAUCUCUGGCUCAGAGGGAAGUGGAUCAGAUGAAAUGGAUGAAGGUGAUGAUGAAGGUGGGGAAGCAGAAGAAGGCCGUAGGAGAAGAAGAGGUAAGACUUAUCUAUUUUAUCACGCUGAUUCAGCACUGAGCAUGUUACAAGAUAAUAAAGAUGUUGUGCUGGUUAAAUCUGUAUAAACCUUGUCAGGUUUUUUUCAAGCAGUGGUUUCAAAUGUUUGUUUGGUUAAAUGUUUGAUCCACAUCCGUUUAAUUUGUAUAUAUCUGAUUUAAUCUCGUAUCAGUUUUUCGUUUUUUUUUUUUUUUUUCAUGAGUCAGCAUUCAGUUUCUAAUGUUUUUCAUAUUUUAAAAAACGACAGUGUCACACUCUUUGAUAGCAGGUUACCACCAUAUUUCUCAUGUAGGAUUUCCUUUGUCUCACCCCAUAUUUCGACACCAAAGUUGAAAGUGUUCAACAGAAGUUUUGAAGAAGUGAAAUCAGGUCAAACUUUCUUGGUCUUACAUACUGCUGUGAUGCCAUGUUUUUUUUUUUCAGUUGUGCCUCUUUGUACUUACCUCUUAUUUCUAAUGAAACACUAUGAAUUUACAAAGCGAACUUUAACUGAACUUUUCCUGCUGAAUUUACAUUUUAAAUGUAUUGAACUGCAGCUACCUGAUUUAUUAGACCUACAAAUUGAAACUGUAUUAGGCUCUGAGCAAACCAGCAGCUCUUAGAGGUCUUCAGCUGUCUUUCACUGUGGCUUUUGGUCAGAGUGGUACUUUCUCUGCUUUUUUCCAGACAGUAACAGCAGCAGCAGCAGUAGCUCAGAGUUUGCCUGCUCAUCCUCAGUGCCGCCUUCCACUGAGGACAAACCUCAGAAUAGUGAGUGAGAGCAGCACUCUGCUCCACCAACCCACCUGCCUGCAAACUGAAGCCCUUUUCACACAUAAACCCCAUAAAAUGGAAAUGUAUGGUAGGGUGUUUGGCUUUUGCUUAGAGCUCAUCUUUCCAAUAAACAGCUAAGCUGAUCUCCCGUGACCUCUCUAGAAUCUCUCUGCCUGGUGGGAGUUUUCGUCUCAAAUUUGAAAAAGUACACAUAGUAUGUCAGCUGUGAAAUGGCUCCAAGUACAAAAUGAUCAAGAUUCUUCAAUGUUUUGUAAUUUUCCUUCAAGUGGGUCGUAGUUGUUAGUUGUCAUUCUUUUUUUGGCAUGAAUGACAGUUACAACCUGACAGCAAAAAUAUCCAGUGAGGUGUGUCUUUUUUCUAUAUGUGGUUUUCUCGGGGGAUUUCCUGGUGACCAAAUGUCUUGUCAUCUACGCAAGUCAUCUGUUGUACAUCCUUUACUCCUCUAUGAUGUAGUGAAAAAGCAAACUUAAUGAUUUCCCUUUUUUUUUUUUUUUUUUACGUAUUGUGCUGUUAUGCACCUGUUUCAAGGGUUUGAGAAGCACCAUUGAGAUAGUACAAAAGAUUUCAGUCCUAAAGCACAGGUGGAACCAAACUUAAAGUCUAAUUUUAAAAUAUCAGCCAAGGAUUGUGUAUAGUAAAUCAGUGGAUCCCGACAGGGUGGGACAGGAUGAGACCCUAACACCUCUCAAUACUGCCAUUUAACAACACAUGACUCAUCAUAUUUCCUGGAUACCAACUAAAUUACUAGACUACUUUAUUGAUUUAAAAUUCAUUCAUUUAUUCAGUAAGAAGAACUCUUUAACAUAAAUGUCAUAUACAACCCUAACUCUAGGGAUCCCAAAACACACAGACACAUAAAAAGUACUGCUGCCACCAGGUGAAACCUGUUUUAAUUAUUUUAAUAGAAGGAAGAAGCUUCUUUCAGACAAGAGCUCACACACAGACACAUGCAUAACACAGACACAACAUUCACUAGAACACAAACACAAUCUGCAUUAGAGGAUAAAUUCACAAAUAUAAAAGAGCGAAGGCUGUAAAACAAGCUUUGUGGUUUUUAAAACCCUUUUCUGGAAACACAGAUGUAAUGUGACUGUGGAAAUAGCAAAAGAGAGAAGUAGAAAAGUCAGGGGGUAAAGUUAAAUGUCAGACACAAAUGGGACAUUGUUAGUACACGGUUGGCACCUGAACAACUACUGAAGACAGUACUGCAUUGAGAACUGAAGUGCUCUGUAGUGUCCUUGUUGUUUCCAGGAGCAGGGGCGGGUUUAUUUAUUCAUAUAUUUAUUUUCUGUUGUGAAAAACUGAAGUGAAUAAACUUAGCAGUAACAGAUAUUGGCUCCAUUGUAUUGAUAAUGCAGCCAGAUUUCACUGCAUUAAUGGAUUAGCAUAUAUGUGUGAAAGGGGCUUAGACUUCCUGGUUUUACCACUCCUGUGGGUUCACAGCCAGCCCCCCUCCCCCCACUGAUGCUGACCAUAAGUUUUAAUGUCACAAGUUUUGUCAGGACCUUCAUGAAAAUGAGUGCAAAGGUUCCUGAUGUGCUUAAGUGGACAUGGAUGUCUCUGGAAACAUCCCUGAAUACCAAUGACACUGCUGCACUGUAAACCGAUCCUUCUGAAGGAUUGAAACUUGCUGUAUAAAUGUAUUUAUGUUUCUCCUUAUUUUGUCAUGCACGGCCUAAAAUACUGAAGUCUUGACAUAAUGGAUUGUUUCUGCAUGAAUAAUUUCAUAUCCUUGAUUUCAGAUUACACUUUGGUCAGGCCUUGAUUAUAAUCUUUUAACUCCUUCCUAUCCCUCAAAAGGUGCAAUCCACCGGCGUCAUAUUUCAUAUCAUGUUUUAUUUGAUGAAGUGACUUACAUUUUUUUUGCCUCCUGUCUGUUUGCUGUCACUGUCACUUCACCAUGGCACCUGGUUAUCAUGAUCGAAACUUCCCGUCACUUGUUUGAUCAUUCUCUCUCCCACUCCUUGUCCCAAAUGUGUUGUUCCACUCUGUAGAGUCAUAAGACUUUCGAGAUCACUCUGUAAUGUGUUACUCUUUGUCUCUCUUUCCUCCUCCUCCUCCUCCUCCUCUUGGUGCAAAUACUGCCUGUCUGGCUUGCUAUACACCUUUUAAUUCAAGAAGAAAGAGGUUGGUGUUAAAAUAUAAUAGCCGUACUGAGCUGUAGCUCUAGUGGCUUUUUUUCAAAGUACUGAUUCAGAUGGCUGCUGUCCUGUACGCUGCAGUAUGAUUUCACUAACUCUACCUAAUCAAAUAACAGGUACAUUGUCGAUUGCUGAUGAAAUGUUUCUCUUUGCUUGCAUGAUUGCCACCCAUAUCUCUCCUGUUUUCAUCUUCAUUACCAUCAUGCCAUUAAGAAUUUUUUAUAGUUUCUGUGAUUUUCAAGUUUGCUCACAAUAAUUCAAUACAGUGCUUUAGCAAAACAUAACAUUUCACUGACGCUGGCAUUAGUGCUGAGGUUAAAAGAAACACAAAUUCUUCUUCUGUAUAAGCAAUUAUGAACUGAAACUGUGCUUGUAAUCAGCAUCAUUCUUAUGCUGGUUACAGUAUUUCAAACAUUGUAACCUAUAUAAUGACUGUUAUUUGGUGCAGGAAGACACAUCCUUAUUUCAAUUUGCCACUGAAGGACAUGGUUUCCUUUUUGUCACUCUUUAGGGAGGAAGAAGGUUUCCCCUGACAAGAUGGUGGAGAUGCAGGCGAAGAUUGAAGAGGAAAGAAAGGCUUUGGAGGCCAAACUGGACAUGGAGGAGGAGGAGAGGAAUACGGCAAGAGCAGAGUUGGAGAAGAGGGAGAAAGACCUUCUCAAAGCCCAGUGAGUGUAUUAGUUAUUAAUGAUUUUUACUUUUAAAAUGAUACAUAAAAUCUUUUUUUUUUUUUGUUAUUGUAAAUGGAUAUGGAAAUGUUUUCUUUCUUUAUGUCAUACUUGAAACUCUUAGACAAGAGCAUCACCUUUUGCGAGAGAAGCUGUCAGCCCUGGAGAAGAAGGUGAUCGUGGGUGGUGUGGACCUCCUGGCCAAGGCUGAGGAACAGGAGAAGCUUUUGCAAGAGUCCAACAGUGAACUGGAGGAACGUCGCAGGAGGGCGGAACAGCUGCGGAGGGAGCUGGAGGAGAAGGAGGUAAGAGUAGAUACCAGUUAGAUCAUUAAAAAAACAUCAUGCAAAAAAUACUAACCACUUCCAAAUACUUGAAUAGGCAAACAAGAUGAGGUUCAAUCAUGCUGUUGUCACAAUAACAUGAAAUAAUUACAUAGUAGUGUGCAUUGGUUGCAUCAUAUUAUAAAUCCCCAUACCGGUGUACUGACUUAAGGUGAAGUGUAGGUUGUGGACAUGCCAGCAAUUGAGUCAUUCUUUCUUGGAGUCGAAAAAAAGGACUCAUGCUACAUUUUUGUCAGCUGUUCAUAGAAAAACCAAACAGACCCACAUCCUUUUGAUUUCACGUGUAGCAUGCAAGUGUUAAAACCAGUACAAAGUUUCCCCUCAUGAAGAUAAAAGUUUUGACAACCUCAGUUUGACAUUUGACCCAGAUAUGUUAUUCACAGCACGACUAAAGAGUAGAGUUUUGAAGUAUGAACAAAUGAAGUUUACUUUGCACAGUCUGAUCACUGAAUUAAACCACUGAUUUAUUUACUUUUCCCCUUCUCAAAACAGCAAGAACGUUUAGACAUAGAGGAGAAGUACACUAGCCUGCAAGAGGAGGCUCAAGGAAAGACCAAGAAGCUGAAGAAAGUCUGGACCAUGCUGAUGGCUGCUAAAUCAGAAGUAAGCAAAACAUUAAGAGUAACAGUGAGAGAGAUCAAACAUUAUUUGUCCCUCUUGGGUUGUUUAAGGACAGUCAUAUAGAAUAUAACAAUCGAAUAAUGUUCCUUCAGACAUCUGUCAUCUAGUUUUUAUAUCAAAGCCUAAACUGAUUAGCUAUAAGCUGUUGUUGUAGCUGUUUUGAUUGACUAUAUGACAAUGGUUUGCUGUGGCUCUUUGUGUUCGGUCAGAUGGCUGAUCUGCAGCAAGAGCAUCACAGAGAGAUCGAAGGCCUCCUGGAGAAUAUCCGCCAGCUGAGUCGAGAGCUGCGGCUCCAGAUGCUCAUCAUAGACAACUUUAUUCCCCAGGAAUAUCAGGUGAUCAGGGAAAAUAACGACUGUCUAAUUUUCCAAAGUUUUGCCUUCAGCUUAUAUUAAUACCUCAAGGCUGUGCAAAAAGUGUGUUUUCUGAAAGUUACUUCGUCAUAUUUUACAAUACCUCAUCAAUACCAAAAAAUGAAAGAUACAUCUGUUUCAAAAUUUUAUAGCUGUUGACUUAAAGGCUAAGAGAAACAAAGCUAUUUACAACCAGUUUACUAAAUUGCAUCAGUCAAAACUCAAGCUAAGUUUGUGUGACAUUCACAAGGUGUGAAAGGAUUGAGCGAUGAUGUUGAUAACGAAGUGGUGAACCAAAAAAAAAACUAUAAUUUCCUGGUUGCGUUUUGAGAAGUUGAUUAACACAAAACAUGCAGAGCUCAGCACAAUACUAAAAGGAGGUAGAAUUUUUGCAUUCAAAGUUAGUAACUUUUCCCAUGCCAGCAGUGUACAAGAUGACACCAAAGAAAAAACCCGUAUUAACACUAUAACUCUCUUUACAAAACUUCAUACACAACUGGUUCGCUUAAUGCUUGUAAGUUUUCUUAUUUUCUGUUUAUAUGUGCAGGAGAUGAUCGAGAACUACGUGCACUGGAAUGAAGAUAUUGGAGAAUGGCAGCUGGUGAGCUAAUUCUGCAUAAGCACCUCUUUAAGCCUGGGAUUUAAAGGGAUAGUAACUGUUUUUUAUGUAAGUGGGGUUGUAUUAGAGGCAGCCAAGAGUGAAUGGGCUUUCUGACGGCACAACACUACUGUAAAAAAACAGCUGUCCCUUUACUGGUAAUACAAAAGGUAAAUCUCUUGGUUGAGAACUUGUUCUGAGUAUUUUGUUUUUUGAUAUGUCUUUCAGAAAUGUGUGGCAUACACCGGCAACAAUAUGAGAAAACAGACUCCUGCUCCUGACAAGAAAGAAAAAGAUGUGAGUUCUUCAAGAUCCUGUCAUAGUUUUUUGUGCAUUUCCUGAUGCUAUAUGUUUUUUUAUGUCCUCUUCAGUGUAUUGUUGACCUUACUCUGCUUCUGUUCUUGUCCUUUGCAGCCAUUCGAGGUGGAUUUGUCCCAUGUGUAUCUGGCCUACACAGAGGAGAGCAUGCGGCAGUCUCUGAUGAAACUGGAGAGACCAAGAACCUCUAAAAGUGGCAAGAGUGGCCGACCCAAGACUGGCCGCAGGUAAACACUAACUACUAGUGCAGAUUACAGACAUUCUGAAACUUCAUGAACUUCCUGUUGCACAACACAUCACUCUGUCAUAGCGUGUCUCAUCAGUCAUCAGCUUUCAUCAGUCUCCAGUCAUAUUUAUCAUUUCAGGAGUUGAUUCUGUGUAAAAUGUACUUUCUGAUAUUUUUUAAAGAUCUCGGUUUGCAGUCUAGCAGUUCAUUCGCAUCAGUAAAAGGUUAACAGUCUAGCAAACAAACCCCGUCUUCAUAGGCAAACAAGAACAAAACACAGGGCCGUAGUCAUCAAAUAAUAUGGUGAUCUGAAAUUACACCAACUAAUCAACCAAUUCUGUUGGAGAAAAAAAAAGGAUGAUAUCUCCAGAUCAGCCUAAUUGGACAGUGUAGGCAGUUUGGACUUUUUGAUCCUCAAAGACUUGACCCGGUCCCAAGCUUUUGAACAGUCUCUUUGUUUUGAGUUCUUGCCUCAACAACAAUAUCAGGAGCCCAGUAUCAGCCCUUCUUUUCAUGUACAGUCUUCAACCUCUUGUCAUGAGCGGCCACACCAUAUCAAGCUCAUCAGCUGUUGCUGCAAUCAAUCAAUCAAUCAAUCAAUCAGUCAUUAUUGAUAAAGUCCCUUUCAUGCAACGAAAUGCUACACAAAGUGCUUGAUACAAAAUAAAAAUACUAAAACCCACCCACCGUCCCAACCCACAUUCAACACACAGCACUUGCGCGCGCGCGCACACACACACACACACACACACACACACACACACACACACACACACACACACACACACACACACACAGACAAUGGUCCUCAUUUAUCAAUCUUGCUUAGAGCUGAGCGCAGGAUUCAUUGUACGAUAGGACACACGUGAGAUUUAUGAAAGGGUUCGCAUCUGACCAAUCCCAGCGUACGUAUGAUCGGGUCUUGAUAAAUGCGGCGGCUGAAAUCGAUCGUCAUUUACAUGUUUACGCCCUUAAAUAUUCGUGGUUCAGAAGCCUCGCCCUCUGAGGUCAAACAUGAAAGAGGAGAAAUAUUAGAAAGAUUCUGAACUUUUCCGAGCUGAAAGUGGAUAUCCUCACAUCUGUGGUGGAAACUAACAAGGAUUUUCUCUUUGGAAGCAUCAAAACUGGAAUAAAAGCAGAAAACUCCUGUCUGGAGCAGGAUUAUGGUGACGCUGAACAACGCUGCAGCGGAAUAGUGGACAGUGGCUGAAGUUUGAAUAAAUCAUUAGUCAAUAAGUUGCUUAUGAUGAUAAACUAAUAUCUUAUACAUGCCUCAUAUUUGUUUAUUGCCAUGACAUAGGGUACGUUACACCUAUUAUUGAAAGUAUUUAGUUUUAAUUUGUUGCGUCUUUGUAAUGUAGAGCAGACUGGAGAGUCUGACAGAGGCUGAACAAAAAUAAUUAUUAACCUCACCAAACGGUGUGUUGCUGCCCCUGAGGCACAUUUUUAUGGAUUUCUAUUGGAUACAAGAGCACUUUCUAAACUUAUACUUUACAUGUCAGAAUCCAUGGAUAAGGUCCUGUUUCCUCUGUGCAGCACCUUUGUAGAGUCUCUCCUCGUUAUCGUUCUCCGGGCAUCGGGUCCUCAUGUUGUACCAGCACAGCCAACAGCACUCCAUUCACCAGUGCAACAUUGUGUAAAACUGUACUGGCUCAAAUGAUGUCCCACACCCUUUCAGGAGUGUACAACAACGUCCCUGCUGCUGGGCCAAGACACCUGCCUUAUAGGAGUCAAACGCAGCGCUCCACAGUGGCGUGUGUGCGCAAUGUUAAAACGGCGCUCCUGCUCUGUGGCAGUGUUUCUGGGCAGAGUUAUCAAAUAGGCCUAUUCACUAAGGACAUAACAAAUUUAUUUUAUUUUAUUUAGGUCUGAAUCUUUAAUGAAAUUUUGCUGAUUGUGCUUAAUGACAGGUUUGAGGUUUGUUUAUCAAUGAUUUUGAGACAGACAUUUUCUGCACCGCAGAUCCACACUGACUCAAACUUGGGUACACGAUGUCAGGUGAGAUUUGGUCGUAGUGUACGCUCACGUGCAGAUUGAUAAAUGCCGAUCCUCACGUUGCAACUUACAUACGCAAGGCGUAAGUGAGUUUUCUGCCGUACACAAGCUUGAUAAAUGAGGGCCAAGGACACUAAGUGAGGACUCUUCAAUCUGCCACAAAUAACUGAGGAAAAUCUAUCCUUGAUAAAAAAUGUCACAGUGUUUCUCACAAACAUAACUCAUACUGAGGCAGGGCACUCAAGAAUAUUUAAUGACCGUUGUUUCUCAUAUUUUGUGCGUAUAUGAACACUAUCUCCCCUCUGGUUUGUAACCCCAUACAUGUUGCAAAUAGCAUCUGAUCAUGACUAUAGAAUUUGAUUCUUGGACUUCUAAAAAGUGGUGCCUUGUUCCAAUAUUUCCUUUUUGUAGGAUUAGGUGCGGCCACACACACUGUAGUAGGUGAAGGUAUUUCAAGGGAAUACACCUGCAGUCAGUGUUUAAAACAAAAAGAUUUAGCCAAUUACAACUGCUAGCCUUUUUUUAUGACAACAGAAAGUUCAGGAGUUACGUUUUCAAGUUACCCAUUCAAGGUUGCCUCAUUCUUGAACACAAUAUUUUAGACACAAAGCCACACAAAACUCAAUUUUGUUGCAGUUUCUUGAAAAGUGACAGGUAAAGAGAUGCUUCAUUCCUCCUCUGUUUCCUCUGCAGCUGUCACUAUCACAGCCUGUGAUUGGGUAAUGGUAAUCUACAGGCUGUAAAGCCCCAUACUUUCAUAAAAGAUAUUAAUGCAAUGAAACUUUCUCAUUUGCUUUAAACACAAUUGGUGAAUUGAAAGAAGAGUUAGUUUGAUCUGGCUUUGGGUUUACACUUCUAAUUGAAUGUCUUCAACCUAACUGGCUAUUGACAUUGUUUGCAUUCCUCAAGCAGUUGCAACACGUACAUCAGUUAGACUAUAUCAGAUAGAUACAUCUAUGAGUAAACUAAAGAAUAAUUAGUGGCGCAACAUUAGUCUAUUUAUAGCAUGAUGAAAUGAUGUGUUUGAGCAUGAUGGUAUGUGCUCUUAUCAUGCUGUUGGUUAUUCUGAGAAAUGCUGAGAGCUCCCUGAAAUUGUUGAUAACCUUUAUCAUCUACCAUCUUUACACAGGAAAAGAUCUGCAAAGCCCGAUGCUGUGAUCGAAUCCCUUCUACAGUGAAGAAGCAAAGACAAGCGCUUGGUGUCUGCAUAUUUCACGUUACUCAAUGAAAAUCUGUAUUUAGUCGAGUCUUAAGGAUUAAUUUCUGAACCUUAUUUAAAUUAUUAUGGAAACACUGUAUAGCAGCAAUGGCUUUAAAUGUGAAAAUGCUACACUUGUAGUAGGAUGAAAACUCUUGGCUAAGAGGACCUGUAGUUUGUUUAGUAUUCUAAGGUUUCUUUAAGGAAGUCUGACAUAUCUGUAUUGCCUUGGAGCACAUUAAAAGUGGCUGAGGCCUCUGUCUAAAUCAGAUCAUUUACCUGAGCACCUCAAGUGGUAAUGAUAGACCUGCUAUGGAUAGAUCUUUCUGAGGACAUCCCCAUUGUGAACAUGACCAACAUGAAAAAAUUAACUGAAGACAUGGACUACGAGCUGCAUUAAUAUCCCCUGAAAUGUGUUGAGUGUUUUCAGAACGCAAACUGUUUUUCACAUGAAAUUUUCAGAUCCAGUAAAAAUGAUUUCCUGCUAUGUGGGAAAUUAAUUUUGUUAAGAGGCUGAGCUGGCACUAAUACACCAAAACUGAUUUGUAAUCAUGUUAAAUUAAAUAACUCUACCCCAAUGAUCAUUUCAUUGUAUACAAGAAAUUCUCAAUGUGGAGAUAACAAAGAGAGGAGGGUAUUAAGUAUGAAGUAUGUAGAGAAAUAGGAUCUUUGAUUAUUCUCCUGUACUAGUAGGUCAGAAGUGUAGGGCCAUGCAUGCUUACCCAGCUCCUAAGUUGGUGCCAUUUUCCAAUAAGAAAAGCUUUUGAAAUUUAUUUUCAAUGUCAGAACACUAUUUCUUACUUUGAAAUUCACCAUACCUGCUGUCUGUCUUGGUGUAAUGCACUAGUAUAAGUUUUUAUUAUUUUUUUUUUUUGUGAAGAAAUUUAACUUUUAUGCUGUUCUGUAGUGAAGGCAACUGACUUUAUCUUGCAAUGUCAAUUAUGUGAAAUGUUUACAACCACCAAACCCAUGGAUAUUUUAUUUAUUUAUUAAAAUCUUUUUUUUUUAAUGGUUAAUCUGACUUUAUUUGUGCUCUGUGUAUUGUUAUAUCAGGGUAUGGGCAUACACAGUGAUAUGUUUGAGCCAUGCACAGCUUUUUAUGAAUGCCUUUCUGACAGUUGCAGAAAUGAAGUGGUCUUGUGUAAAGCA
Molecule: messenger RNA, 14812 nt
Organism: Xyrichtys novacula (pearly razorfish)
Lineage: Eukaryota; Metazoa; Chordata; Actinopteri; Labriformes; Labridae
Source: the annotation of a GenBank genome assembly